GCGCGCCGGAGCCCGGAGACUCCCGGCUCCUUCCCCCUCCCUCCGCUCGUGACAACGAAGCGCCCGCGGUCUGAAGCGGCGGAGGCGGUGGUGAAGGUGCUGCCGGCCGAGUGCGCAAGGGAGCCGGCCCUGCGGCCCGCCCUGCCCCUGGCCUCCAGCCCCCUCCUGUCCGCGCUUCCAUUAGGGCCGUUAGUCCGGCGCGAGGGCCGGCCGUGUCGCCACUCCGGGAGCUGCCCUGACGGACCUCGGCGCGGCCUGGAAGCCAGCCUCCGCCCGAGCCCGGGGCCCGCACCCGGCGGGUUCUGCGUGGCCUCGCUCGGCGGGGGGGGGCGGACGGAUCCUUCCGUGCGCGCUUUCUAACGGCCGGCGUCCGAGGAGCGGGCCGGAGUCCGUGUCCGCGCAAGUUCUCCCCGGGCGCCUGAGCAGCCCGCCCGAGGUCCCGAGUUGCUCGACCGACGUGGAGCCGGCGUCUCUCCGCUUCCUCCGGGGCCGGCGCGGCGGCACGGCCGGCGAGGCUCCCCCGAGCGCGCGGGGACCCUGCCAUGGGCCGCGGCGCGGGCCGGCCGCCCGCCGGGAAGCAUGGCUCGGGGGCCGGCCGCUAGCGGCGCCGCAGCCCGGGCGCCCGGGCCGGCAUGAGGACCGCCGCGGGGGGACGAGUGCGGCCCGUGGGGCCGUAGCCUGCGUCGCGCCGGGGACAAAGAAGCCAUGCAGUGACACCCGCUAAGACUUGUUGGUAGCCAUGUCGGAGCCCCACAGGGUCCAGUUCACCUCUCUCCCAGGUUCUCUGAAUCCUGCAUUUUUGAAGAAAUCCCGGAAAGAGGACGUUGGGGGAACAGAACAGCAUCAGGACUCUGAGCCGGCUGCAGCAGCUGUUCGGAUUACACUCACCCUCUUUGAGCCAGAUCACAAGCGCUGCCCAGAGUUCUUCUACCCAGAGCUGGUGAAGAACAUACGAGGGAAGGUGAAAGGCCUUCAGCCCGCAGACAAGAAGAAAGAUCUCUCAGAUCCUUUCAAUGAUGAAGAGAAGGAAAGGCAUAAAGUGGAGGCCCUUGCCCGGAAAUUUGAAGAAAAAUAUGGUGGAAAGAAACGUAGAAAAGAUCGGAUACAGGACCUGAUUGACAUGGGGUACGGUUAUGAUGAAUCGGACUCCUUCAUUGAUAAUUCUGAGGCGUAUGAUGAGCUUGUUCCUGCUUCUUUGACUACAAAGUAUGGAGGAUUUUACAUUAACUCGGGAACUCUGCAAUUUAGACAAGCAUCAGAAUCUGAAGAUGACUUCAUUAAAGAAAAGAAGAAAAAAUCUCCAAAGAAGCGGAAGUUGAAGGAAGGUGGUGAGAAGAUAAAGAAGAAGAAAAAAGAUGACACUUAUGACAAGGAGAAGAAAUCGAAAAAGUCCAAGUUUUCCAAAGCCGGCUUCACAGCUCUCAAUGCCAGUAAGGAGAAGAAGAAAAAGAAAUAUUCUGGGGCUUUGAGUGUUAAAGAGAUGUUAAAGAAAUUUCAGAAGGAGAAAGAUGCUCAGAGAAAGAGGGACGAAGACCACAAGCCCGUAGCGGUCUCGUCGGCGGAAGCUCAGGGCCUGCGGGAAUUGGAGGGCACCUCUGACCCCUUGCUCUCGCUCUUCGGCUCCACAUCUGACAACGACUUGCUCCAGGCGGCCACUGCCAUGGACUCACUGACUGAUUUGGACUUGGAGCAGCUGCUCAGUGAGUCUCCAGAAGGAAGCCCUUUCCGUGAUAUGGAUGAUGAGAGCGAUUCCCUUGGGGUGGGACUGGACCAGGAAUUCAGGCAGCCCUCUUCCCUCCCCGAAGGCCUGCCCGCGCCCCUGGAGAAGCGCGUUAAGGAGCUGGCUCAGGCUGCCAGAGCUGCUGAAGGAGAGAGCAGACAGAAGUUCUUCACCCAGGAUGUUAAUGGCACCCUCUUAGACAUAGAGGUGCAAACUCGGGAGCUGAGUAGCCAAAUCCGUUCUGGGGUAUAUGCCUAUCUUGCUUCAUUCCUGCCCUGCAGCAAAGACACACUGGUUAAACGUGCUCGGAAACUUCACCUCUAUGAACAGGGGGGGCGUCUGAAGGAGCCUCUCCAGAAGCUUAAGGAGGCCAUUGGAAGGGCAAUGCCAGAGCAGAUGGCCAAGUACCAGGAUGAGUGCCAGGCACACACACAAGCCAAGGUCGCCAAGAUGCUGGAAGAGGAGAAAGACAAGGAGCAGAGGGAGCGGAUUUGCUCUGAUGAGGAAGAAGAUGAAGAAAAGGGGGGCAGGAGGAUAAUGGGACCCCGGAAGAAAUUCCAGUGGAAUGAUGAAAUCAGGGAGCUUCUCUGCCACGUGGUGAAGAUAAAACUGGAGAGCUACGAUCUGGAGAGGAAUAACAAGAGCCAGUCUUGGGAGGACUAUGUGAAGGCCUUUCUGGAUGCUGAGGUCAAACCUCUGUGGCCAAAAGGCUGGAUGCAGGCCAGGACUCUGUUUAAGGAGAGCAGACGAGGCCAUGGGCACCUGACAUCAAUCCUGGCCAAGAAGAAAGUAAUGGCCUCUUCCAAAAUCAAGAUGAAGGAAUCAUCUUCUAAGCCUGAUAAAAAGGUUUCCGUCUCAUCCGGCCAGAUUGGCGGCCCCCUGGCUUUGCCUUCAGAACACGCAGGAGGAGGCCUGAGCAUUGGGGCCACAAACAGGGAGCUCUCAUCCCAGGCGUCUGGCAGCCUUGCUAAUCCUGCUCCUAUCAACCUGGAGGACUCGUUGGACGGAGACUUGAUCCAUAAUUCAGCCUCCUCAUUGGAGACUGUGUCUAAGGAACUGGCUGUGCUGAACAGCAGAGCAAGUGGGAGCUCUGAGUUCACACUGCCUGUGCCCCCGAAAGCACCUUCAGAGAAGAUCGCAGGGACCGCAUGUGCAGACGAGAAGAGGAACUUCCCAAAGUCCAACCCUUCCGCCCCACCGCCUUCUAGUUCUCUGCAGUCUCCCCUCAAUUUUCUGGCUGAACAGGCUUUGGCACUGGGGCAGUCCUCUCAGGAGAAAAAACCAGAGAGUUCUGGCUACAAAGAGCUGUCCUGUCAGACUGCGCUCAGCAAGGGCCUGCAGGAAGUGCACCCGUCCAAAGCAAAGCACCACGGCUUGCCACGGACGUCUCACACACCCCAGGCGGCGGCUCCUGUGCCCGGCCCCCACGUGAAAGUGUUUCAUGCGGGUGCUCAACAGCAGAAGAGCUUCACCCCCCCUUCUCCUUUUGUCAAUAAGCUCCAGGGCCCCAAGCCUUCCUCCCCACAGUGCCAUCGUUCCCUCCUCCAGCUUGUGAAGACAGCAACCAAAGGCCAGAGCUUCCAUCCCUCCACGCCAGCCUCUUCAGGAGGCACACCGGCCUCCAGCAGCAACUCUCAUAAGACGCCAGCCUCGUCCUCCACUGCCCUGAGCCAUCCAGCAAAACAGCACUCAGUCAGCUCUUCAGGGCCGUCUUACAAGAAUAGUCCCUUUGCCAGCUCUGUCUCUAAACAUGGGGUUUCUUCUGGCAGCUCUUCCUCUGGAGGAACACCAGUCCAGAGCUCCACUUCCGGGAACCUGCUCCCCGGUGUACAGCCUCCCUCCGCAGGACAGUCUGCCAGCAGACCCGUCCCAGGCUCUGCAGUGAAAAAACCACCCGUUUCCCAGAAGCUGACCCUGGUGGCCCCUCCGGGUGGUCCAAAUGGAGACUCCAGUGGUGGGACCCAGGGAGUGGCAAAGCUACUGACCUCCUCCCUGAAGUCCAGCGCAGUUAGCAGCAUGACAUCGUCUACCUCCUUGCCAAAAGGAACGAGUGGGGCUGUGCUGCUGGCCAGCUCCUCGCCCUUAAAUCUGCUGUCUGCGUCCUACAAGUCCGGUGGCCCGAAGCUGCCUGGAGCCAUGAAUUCCAACUCCCUCGGGAUCAUCUCCCAGUUUCCCCUCCAUGUGGUUUCCUUCAGCGCCGAGUCCUCUGCCAAAGCAGGGGUUUCCAAGGAUGCUAUCGUCACGGGUCCUGCCCCUGGGACGUUCCACCAUGGCCUCAACCAUAGUCUCCUGGCUGGCUUGCACUCCAGCCCACCCCGGGCAGCGCCUCUCCCACACGCUGCCGUGUCCACCCACAUCCCGCAGAGUCUGCCAGAUGCUUCUCAGCUUCAUGGGAAAGGGGCUGGUGUAUCACGGAAAUUGUGACCUCUUCAGAGGAAAGGCCCGCCUAACUUAGGUCUGGGUGGACGCUGACCAAGUAGGUCUCGGAAACUGGAUAAUCACUAUGCUCUUUCUGCCAAUUGGUUUCCUUCCGGCGAAGGUGUGAGCGCUGAGGGGAGCGUCUCUUGGCACUGUGGUGUGCCUUCAGCAAGGGGAGCAGCCCUGGGCUUCUCCGGAGGCACUGACAGGCUUGGUGCCCCGGGCCCCGCGGCUCGGUCAUGGACAAUCGUUGUAGGGGCAGCUCUGGGCUGGGGUGCGUGCUAGGUCAUGUACGAAGCUCUGGUGUCGGGGCAGAGCAGGGCACACCUAUUUUAAACCUGCUUGACCCCAGCAUUUGGUCAGAGUACCUCAUGGUGCCCUCCUGAUCAGGGACUCCUUCUGGCCACAGUGGGAUCCCUGACAGUCAUGGUGUCCGUCCCAUCCUCAGGCUGUGUGCUCAACAGGACAAAAACCCAGGCUGACACACAGCUGGGAGACUUACCUUGUCUUUUUGAAAAACACUCAGAACACCUAAUGCGUGCUCAUCGUGGUGGGGGCCAGCUUCUCUGCUGAACAUGACAAUGAAGCUCUUUCAGAGAAAAGACCUUUGUAGAUUCAACAAUUGUGACAGGAUUUUUAAAGACACUUAUUUUGGUCCAUGUUUCAUUAUUACCAUUAAUGCAUUGGAUAGAAUGGGACUGCUUUCCGCAUGUCAUGUUAUAGUAAGACAUAAUUCCAGUGCCUUUAUGGUGGAGCAGAAUUAGACACACGUCCAUUCAGCCCUCUGAGUGGAUCUCAGAUAAAGACUUUUUAAAAAAGAUAUGUCUGUAUUUAAGACAUAGCCAGUUUGAGUUUUUUACAGUUGCACAUCCUAAUCUGUGCCGUCCUGACUUGAAGGUCAUCUGGGCCCCCAGGUCCCAGUAGAGCCAGGGCCCCCAUUUUGUUUUUCAGAGUUCAUUCAGGUGGACUGAAGAGCCCCAAAGCCCUUCAUCUCUGAGGGCCAAGGAUACAAGGGGUUCCAAGUCACAGACAUUCCAGUUUGUUUUAUUUAGAAACCAUUCUCAGGCAGAGCUGCGGGAACAGGCCCCUGUGAAGCGUCUGCCGUGUAGAAACGGGCCUUGACGUCCUAGGGCUUUCCAGGCGGCAGAGCUGUGCGCUGACUUGAGGGUGGAGCGCUGAUGAACUUGGAGAGUGCGUCAGUGACAGACUAGGACAGCUGCCUGUAGUGCACUCCACCAGCGGCUGCUUCACAAGGACGUUUGGGGCGCUUGCCAGUCCUGUGAAGUGUGCACCGCAAGGCCCGUCUGAACUGACCCCUUCAGCUAAGUGAUUGCAAAUAUGUUAAGGGUCAGCAGCCUCCUCAGAAUGUACAGGCAGCUCUCUCGGUCCCUGCCUUCCAGGGUACAGUGCUCAGUAACUCACCAUUCAUGCAGAAGUUUGCCGAGUUUCCAGCGGAGCAAGACCUCUAUCAGCUAUCCAGCUAGGCCUCUGGGUUUUUUGUUUUGUUUUGUUUUGUUUUUUUGUUUUGUUUUAACGUAAGAACCAACAUGUGUUUCACAUCUGGCUAAAGUGGAUUCCUUAUCCCUUCAUUGUAUCUAUUUUUUGAAUCUUGGGUUUCCAGUUUGUUUACAGAGUAGUCUUAGGUAGUAGCAAAAGAGCCAAAGAAGAGAUUUGUAUUGCUGAGCUCAGAGCCUUGCAGAGGCCUUCCGUGAGCACUGAGCAGUGGGAACUCUCCAGGCUUCUCCGCCCAAGAACACCCAAGGUCCCUUCCCUGCAGCGCUCGCUCCCUCCUCCCCGUGUACCAUUGAGUGUGCAGCUGGAGCUGAAUACCCUCAUUUUUAGGAAUCUAGUGAUGCCUCUUGCCUCAGGGAAAUGUUUCUUUGAUGGGGAGUUUAUGAGAUUUCUUUUUCUUCUGUAUGCUUUAUUUGUGGUAACGAAAGAGUGAAUGACCUAAACAGCCAUGGCCGGGCAGACGGGCUCCCGGGGCCUGGGGCUGCGGCGCUUUCCUUGGCGCAGCCGUUCCUUAGGUGUGAGAGGGGCUGUGGCUUUUGUGCUGCGGCGCGAUGAUGUUGGUAUGGGGGGGCGGGGGGUGGAAAUUGUUAAUCUUGUAUAAAGCAACUCAAUAAAUUGUUUCAAGGUUUCCAAAA
Molecule: messenger RNA, 6285 nt
Organism: Hyaena hyaena (striped hyena)
Lineage: Eukaryota; Metazoa; Chordata; Mammalia; Carnivora; Hyaenidae
Gene: UBN1
Product: ubinuclein 1
Exons: 18
Coding region: 740-4144 (1134 amino acids)
Cellular component (GO): nucleus
Source: RefSeq, a predicted model, not a curated record